This is a messenger RNA of Coffea eugenioides, 1152 nucleotides long. RefSeq lists its product as uncharacterized. The transcript has 3 exons. NCBI's taxonomy places the organism in Eukaryota, Viridiplantae, Streptophyta, Magnoliopsida, Gentianales, Rubiaceae. Bases 135 to 1010 code for a protein of 291 amino acids. The record is from RefSeq and is a predicted model, not a curated record.
AUCCCGUCGCCCUUCUCUUUCUCUCCCCCAAAAAGAAAGUACAACAAAACGAAAUAAAACUGCCCUCCUCCCAGCCCCAGCCCCAGCCUCAGCCUUAGCCUUCUCAUUUCAUUUCCUCCUCUACAUCUUCGACCAUGCGAAUCAGAAAACAUGCAAAAAUUUCCCCUCUUUUAUACGCUUCUUCGUCUCUAAAACCCGGCACAGUUAUCCAAACCCACGUCUGCCAGCUCAACCAGUCGCCAUGGGAUGUCAUGACCUUCCCUCCACCAGACCCAUCUACGCUUCCUCCACCUCCCGCCUUUCUGGUCGAUAAAGAUCACAGCUAUUUUCCAAAUGGGUUCUUCUCGGAUCACAUUGCAGCUGACCAGAGACCUGGGCCCAAGGUGAAACUGGACGAUAUCGCGGCCGGGGGCAAGUUUGAGCAAAAGGAAUCAUUAAGGUCGAAGAAAGAAGAAGAGGAUGAGGUUUUCGACUGCAAGAUCGACGGAAAGGGCUGGCAACGCAGGAAAAAGGUGAAAAACGAGCAACCCUUUUGCCAGAGACACUUAGCUCCUCAACCUUCGGCUUCGGUGAAAAAAUCCGAGAGUGGCCGCCGGGCUCGACCCAAGAAACCAGCAUCAUCGUCGAAUCCUUACGAGUUUUACUACUAUUCGGGGUUCGGACCUCGGUGGGGGAAGAAAAGAGGUGCUGCUGCUGCUGCUACUGUUGCUGCUAUGAAAGAAGAACCCUAUACGAGUCACGAUAGUAGCAGUGAGAAUACAUCAAGUAGAAACAACAACAGCAGCAUUAUCGAGGUUGAUGCAGCUGAGGGGCCUAAUACUCCUGAGCCUAGCGUUAAAUCCUCCCCUUUUACCUCUCAAUUUCAUAAGCAAGUACUCGACUAUGUUGAGGAUGAUGAUGAAGACGAUUACGAUAACUACAGCAAACUUGAUGAUGACGAAAAUGGAGAAAUGGGAAGGAAGAGAGCCCGGAAGCCGAUUAAGGCUAGGUCUUUGAAGUCUCUAAUGUGAGUGAGAGGAAUAAUAUGCUGCUACAUACCCAGCAGCAGAAAAAUAGCAUAGCAAGUUUGUGUGUUAGGUCUUUGUGUUGUGUGUUAUAUGUAACUUAUGGAUUAUCGUUCUCUCUUUUUUUUUCUCUCUCUCUCUUUUCUUU